Acanthoscelides obtectus is the source of this 407-nucleotide messenger RNA. The record is from the annotation of a GenBank genome assembly. Lineage: Eukaryota; Metazoa; Arthropoda; Insecta; Coleoptera; Chrysomelidae.
UGUAAUUCAGUUUGAGGUUAAAUUAAAAGCAGAGUUGUUCAUGUUAUUUUUGCUCCUAUUCAUAAGCUUUUUUUUAUAUUUGGUUUCUAACAAAGAGGAUGGGUAAGGUAGAAAUAAGAAAAUAACAAAACGGGAAUACUGUCGAUGGACCAUGCGAUUAAUGCAUACAAACAAAACCAGUGUGGUUUGAAUGAGUGCUGCAGACGUUAUAAGAUUCCAGAGCCGACUUUUAGAAGGCACUUGCCCUCUUUAAAUAAAAAGGCAAAUGAAAAUGUUCAGUCUCUGGGUCGACACACAACUUUUAGCCCUGAAAUUUAAAUGGAAUUGGCAAAACAUAUUUUAAAGCUGGAAAAAAGAUUUUUUAUGUAACAAUUCGGAAUGUUCGACGAUUGGCUUUUCCAAUAGCU